This is a messenger RNA of Penaeus monodon (black tiger shrimp), 2370 nucleotides long. Its product is annotated as palmitoyltransferase akr1-like. Lineage: Eukaryota; Metazoa; Arthropoda; Malacostraca; Decapoda; Penaeidae. Gene Ontology annotation, biological process: protein palmitoylation. Gene Ontology annotation, cellular component: Golgi membrane. The record is from RefSeq and is a predicted model, not a curated record. Gene Ontology annotation, molecular function: palmitoyltransferase activity; protein binding.
CAUUUCUCAUUUUGUAUUAGUUAGUGACACCUUUCCGUGAGUCUGAACUUGGUCUUUAAGGAGGAGAAUGUGAAGUUGUGUCCGAAAUGGGGUGUAGAUGAUCGUUAUUGUUAUCAAUGGGUAAUUGUAGGUGCCAAGAUUAUACAUUCGUGGGCGCAGCUGGAAUUAUAUAAUUUUCCUCGUUUGCAAAGAAUUCCUAUAGAGCAUAAUGGCUGUAAUGACGGCAAGUGUGCUAAACAAUUUUGCGGACUUGGCUCUCUCUCUUCCGACUCCGUCGUUAGAAGCAACUAUCAAACAGAAUCCUUCUAUUGUAGAUUCUACAGGCUAUGACGGCAGAACGGCCCUUCAGAAGGCGGUAAUGGUGGGGAAUCUACCAGUCGUGAGAAUGCUUCUUCAGUAUGGAGCAGACCCAAACCUAAGGGCUCAGUCUGGCGAGACUGCAGUUCAUGUUGCUUGUUGUCGCGGCUUCCUGAACGUGGUGGUCACACUGUUCAAGCAUGGAGGUGACCCCAUGAUUCUGGAUAGUUCCGGGAGAGUUGCAGUACAUUGUGCGGCCAUUGCUGGAUCCCUGUUGUUAAUACAGUAUUUAGCUGAAGUGUGUGAGGUUAACCUUGAAGCCGAGGAUAGCCGUGGCUGCACCCCAUUGCACAUUGCAGCUGCCUGUGGUCAUCUAGAUCUUGUGCAAUAUCUUGUGAAUAAAAAAAAAGUGAAUCGUACAAAAGUGGACAGCGAGGGUAACAGUGUGUUGCAUGCUGGGGCGGCAGGUGGGGUGUCGGGAGUGUGCUGGGUGAUCACGUACCCGGGUGCUGAAAACCUCCUUACAACUCACAAUGCCGCUGGUCUUACGCCUUCUCAGGUUGCGCAGGCCUCACUCUCUGUCUCCCCAGACUGCCGCAAGUGGCUAGAUAAGUGGACACAUCAGUAUUCUCGGAGCGGAGCCGUCGAGUCCCCUCGCUGGCCCUGGCUCAUACAGCUGUUAACCCCUGUGACCUUGUUCUAUAUUGGCAUUAUUCUGUCUGUCCUGGCAAUGCCUCAUCAUCAGUGGAUGGUUGGAGCUCCCGUGUUUAUUGUGGCUCUGACGGUGAUGGCCAGACAGCAGCACCGCAUGAAGCACCCAGUUAGAUGGCCAAACCCCAUAUACCUUGGAGCAUAUGGAGGAGGACUCUUUUCUACCAUAGCGUGCUACAUCAUCUCAGUGGAAGCUUACCGGCAUGAAUAUCUCAUUAUAUCGCUCGUGAUGUGGAUUGUGGCUGGCUUUCAUAUAGGACUCUUUUACAAAUUGAUAACAGGUGAUCCAGGUAUAGUACGAGCUGAAGGACCACUUCAAGAGGUGCUAAGAGGGGUGGGUGAGGGAGUGGUUCGGGGCUACUGUUCAGAGUGCCAGCUCGCGAUGCCCCCUCUCUCACACCAUUGUCGCUUGUGUGUCAAGUGCCACCACCAAAUGGACCACCAUUGCCUGUUCCUCAAUACUUGCAUAGCGUCCAACAACCACUGGCACUUUGUUGUGUUCGUGAUGACAAAUCUCUUACUGAUGGUGGGGUUUGUGCAUGGGGCCUUUGUUGCCACCAUGCCCAAAACAGAUGAAGGAGACUGGAUAGAGAGGCUGUUAGCGCAUAUAUUGUAUCUUCUGAAUGAAAACGUGUGGGCCCUGCUGAUGAUAAUAUGCAAUGUUGUCUCCUUUGUAUGGGGGUUCCAUCUUUUAAAAGGCCAGUUCAAAGUCAUUGGGUCUCAACAAACAACACUGUGCCGCCUAAAGCUUGGAACCCCAUUGACCAAACUGACGGUCAAGGAGAGAAUGAAGAAUGUGUGGAGUUUCCUUGUACGUGGCAGAGUGCCAUUAAGCAAUCAGACUCAUUACUUUAACCAAGUCUAGCUCUUGGGUGUGGUGUUUAGUAGUUUACUUUGUCAUGUUGUCAUGUUUUUUCUUUGUCUUUCCUCUGCAGCACAAUGCUUGUAAUACAUUUAUGUCAGGGCAGCCAAGAUGAAAGUCCCCUUUUAUCCUAACUGUGUAUGUGUUUUACUUGAAUAUUUUCUUGAAUUCUUAUGCGAAAUGUGUCGUAUCAAAAACGUGGCUCAGGUUUGUAAUGCAUGCUGAGCCACUUCUGCUUUAUGUAUGUUGCAUUAUGUGUAUUUCAUUCAAAGUUCAUGUGUGUGUUGUAGUUUCAUUUAGUUUUUCAGUGCUUGUGUUAUUCAGUUGGCUUAAAAUCAUAUAACAAGUAAUGUGUUGUAAGUCACUCUCAAACUAUAUUGUUCACAUUUUUUAAAAUGUUUGCUGAACCGGUUGCACCUGAAUUAUUUGCUGUGAUAAAUGAGCCAGGUAGUAAUUUUAGAUGAAGGAGAAGAAAGAAAUCCUGGGACAAGUAAAGCAAA